This is a messenger RNA of Archocentrus centrarchus (flier cichlid), 1519 nucleotides long. RefSeq names its product protein LSM14 homolog B-like. Gene Ontology annotation, molecular function: mRNA binding. Bases 212 to 1318 code for a protein of 368 amino acids. Lineage: Eukaryota; Metazoa; Chordata; Actinopteri; Cichliformes; Cichlidae. The transcript is spliced from 8 exons. The record is from RefSeq and is a predicted model, not a curated record.
CUAAAUAAAGGAACUACCCCCUCCCCCUGUGUUACAAGCCAGGUGGCCGGGCCAGCUGCAAAAACAGGCGCGUCACAGCCAAUCUUAUAAAGCGCACAGGUGCCCUUUAUUGAGCACAUUGCUCAUUAGUUAAGGUGUGUGUGCGGCGUGGUUUCAUGCUUUGUAGGUUAGCUACGGCCUUUUGGUCUGAAACCAUAUUGUUAUUGCAAGCAUGAGUGCCGGAGGAGGAACUCCUUAUAUUGGUAGUAAAAUAAGUUUAAUAUCCAAGGCACAGAUUCGUUAUGAGGGAAUAUUGUCUUCUGUGGACACAGACAGGUCCACAGUUGGUUUAGCAAAAGUUAAAUCUUAUGGUACAGAGGAUCGGCACGCAGAUAGACCAAUGCCACCCAAAGAUGAAGUUUAUGAAUACAUAAUCUUCAGAGGAAGUGACAUAAAAGAUAUUACUGUGUCUGAGCCACCAAAGCCACACCACGGACUUCCCCAGGACCCUGCUAUUGUUCAGGUAAAGUCAUCUAUUGGCAGCUCCUCUGCAAUGUAUCGUCCACGCUGGAGUCCUUACAGAGACAUGAUGCCCACCUACAAUCAGCUGGCUGCUAGUUCUCUACUCAACCAGCAGUACAGUGCAGCACUGGGGCUAGGACUUCAAGGCCAAGCUAGGAGAGCCCCUAUGGUUGAACAGGCUGUCCAGACCAUGCCUUUGGCCAGUGCCGCACAGAAAAGGGGAAAGCCUGCGACCCAGGCACCGAACAAACCCCUGGUUCGCCCACCCCAGCGCCCUGUACGCUCUGGUGCCCAGGUUCAGAAGGAAAAUAUACCCACCAAGCAGGCACCAUCUCAGUCAAGUGCUGCCUCCACUGAAGGCCAAAACACUGGGAACCAGAAACAAAGGCCAAAACAAGGCAGUCGCAGGCCCAGGAACAGAAGCAGAGGCCAACUAAUAGUGAAAAACUCAAAGGCUACAACUUUGGAGUUUGAGUCAGAUUUUGAUUUUGAAAGUGCAAAUGCUCAAUUUAAAGAUGAUCUCACAAAGGAGGGUGCAGUUGAGGAGUCUUGGGAGGCCCAGGAGAGCCCUCCUGAACAGGAGGAGGAACAUCUCAGAGACAAGUACUAUGACAAAGCCAAAUGCUUCUUUGACAACAUCUCAGCAGACCUUAAGCCCAGAAGGACCACCUGGGCUGAGGAGAAAAAGUUGAACAUAGAAACAUUUGGAGUACCUGGUCGCUUCCUGAGAGGCCGAGGAUUUAGGGGCCGUGGACGCAAAGGGCAGAGUGCCCCUGAGCAGCGAGUCCUCCCAAAAGUUGGUAGUGGGCGAGUGUGAAGGAUUUCUUUUUUUGUUAACUAUUGUAAAUAUUGUAGUUUCCUGCUUAUUUAAGAGAUACCGCUUUGAUUUCCACCAUCUGCAUAAGCACUCUAAGUGAAGAUUUUUUUGUUUUUGUUUUUUUUGUUUUGUUUUUGUUUUGUGUUUUUGUUUGUCCCAAAUGUGCAUUUGGAUUUUGGAUCCUAAGAUGAAAUGGGAGAA